AAAAUUAUAGGGAGGCGAAAUUUAUCCCCAAAUGACAGGGUAACCCUUGAAGAUUCAAACCCUCUACUCCGACCGGAGUCUCAGUGAAAGGCUUCCUUCCUGGUCUCGUUCCGUUGUUUCUAUCGAGAUGGCGUCGAGGCAGAUGGAGGCGAUCCAGAGGAAGUUAGAGCUUCUUAACUACCCUCGAUGUAACGCCCCGUCCCAAUCGCUCCUCUUCGCCGGCGUCGAGCGAUACGCCCUGCUCGAAUGGCUCUUCUUCAGGCUAUUAGGUGACAGGUCUCCGUUUACUCAGCAGAAUUGGCAAGGAGAUAGCAUGGACCGUGAUGAGGAAAAUACUCGAAUUCAACGUGAGUUUCCUGUCGACUGCUGGUUGAUGACUUAUUCUUAUCUAACUUAUCCAAUUUAUUUUAUGAAAUUUAUGAAGUCCUCCUCGUUCCUUUUUUGCCUUUGAUGGUUGUUAUGAGUG
Messenger RNA from Zingiber officinale, 466 nucleotides. Its product is annotated as AUGMIN subunit 7-like. The transcript has 2 exons. The coding region runs from base 128 to 451 and encodes 107 amino acids. The record is from RefSeq and is a predicted model, not a curated record. Gene Ontology annotation, cellular component: HAUS complex. Gene Ontology annotation, biological process: spindle assembly; centrosome cycle. Gene Ontology annotation, molecular function: microtubule minus-end binding. NCBI's taxonomy places the organism in Eukaryota, Viridiplantae, Streptophyta, Magnoliopsida, Zingiberales, Zingiberaceae.